GCCUUCCCGGGUGGGAUAGCGAGGAGCGCUUCUCUGGGACCUGGGUGACAGUCGGGCGGCAGUAGCUUCUGGCCCGCGGGAGAGCUGCUGCGGGCUGCGGAGGUCCCCGGCUCUAGGCUCCUCCUCCUGCCGGCCCCCCACCCUCCCCAUCUCAGCUCUGCUUUGCAAGGCUUCCCGGAGCAGCCUUGGAGCAGCGGCAGGCGCAGCGCAGGCAGCAGGAGGAGCACAGCCGGCCAGCCGCGCCGAGCCUUCGGGCAGCGGCGACGGCGUGCUAGAGCAGUCCGGGAGGCGCCGCGGAGCCCGGCGCACCCUGCACAGCUAGGAAAGAAGAGGACCCCAGGGGCUGCAGCCGGGAAAGGGGGAGCAAGUGCGUGUGAGUGUGUGUGUGUGUGUGUGUGUGUGUGUGUGUGGGAGAGAGAGAGAGAGAGAGAGAGAGAGAGAGAGAGAGAGAGAGAGAGAGAGAGAGAGGUGUAGGGAGGAGGAGAGGGCAGGGGAUUCGAGGGCGCAGCCCCCUGGAUGCCCCCGCCGGUACUCAAGGUUUUCCCGCGUGGGAGCCGGCUCCCUGACGUCGCUCACCAUGGACUUGCGCGGAGUUGAAACCGGCCAAAGCACCAACCCGCAGUUGACUGCCCAGCCCUGGGGCAUCGCGGGUGCGCGCAAGGGGAUGGCAAGGUAGGAUGGACGCCCAGCGCGACCACCGCCGCCCCAACGCAGCGGUCCCCGGGCGGUGCCGCUGACUCUCCAGAGCGCACAGGCGUGUGGGCGGAGGCGGCCCCGCUUCGCCCGCGUCUUCGCGAGUCGCUUUGCCUCUUCCACCUACUCGCACCUGCCACCGCGCCAGACCAUGUCGAAGGCUGCUGGAAGCACAGGGGCGGCGACAGAAAGUUGUCCCCCAGCCCCGGCUGGUUCGUCCCCCGCCGCCGCGGUGGAGGAUCUGUCCAAAGUAUCAGACGAAGAGCUGCUGCAGUGGAGCAAGGAGGAGCUGAUCCGCAGCUUGCGGCGCGCCGAGGCAGAGAAGGUGAGCGCGAUGCUGGACCACAGCAACCUCAUCCGUGAGGUGAACCGUCGCCUGCAGCUGCAUCUCGGAGAAAUCCGCGGGCUCAAGGACAUCAACCAGAAACUCCAGGAGGACAACCAGGAACUGAGGGACCUCUGCUGUUUCCUGGAUGAUGACAGGCAGAAAGGCAAGAGGGUGUCCCGAGAGUGGCAGAGACUGGGCCGCUACACGGCUGGGGUGAUGCACAAGGAAGUGGCCUUAUAUCUGCAAAAGCUGAAGGAGCUGGAGGUGAAGCAGGAGGAGGUGGUGAAGGAGAACAUGGAGCUCAAGGARCUCUGCGUGCUCCUGGACGAGGAGAAGGGCGCGGGCUGCGCYGGCAGCCGCUGCUCCAUUGACAGCCAGGCCAGCCUGUGCCAACUCACUGCCUCCACCGCAGCCUAUGUGCGGGAUGUGGGCGAUGGCAGCAGCACCUCCAGCACUGGCAGCACUGACAGCCCUGACCACCACAAGCACCACGCAAGCGGUGGCAGCCCUGAGCACCUGCAGAAGCCCCGGAGUGAGGGCAGCCCGGAGCACUCCAAGCACAGAAGCGCCAGCCCUGAACAUCUACAGAAACCCAGGGCCUCCGGGACCCCAGAUCACCCCAAAGCACUCAAAGGACCCAGCCCCGAGCACCACAAACCGUUGUGCAAGGGUAGCCCGGAACAGCAAAGGCACCCACACCCUGGAAGCAGUCCUGAAAUGCUGCCCAAACACGUGCUGAGCGGGAGUCCAGAACAUUUCCAGAAGCACAGGCCAGGGGGCAGCCCGGAACACGCCAGGCACAGCGGAGGGAGUCCCGAGCAUCUUCAGAAACAUGCCCUUGGUGGGAGUCUGGAGCACCUACCCAGAGCCAGGGGCACCAGCCCCGAGCAUCUCAAACAGCAUUUUGGGGGGAGCCCUGAUCACAAACACGGAGGCGGAGGCAGUGGUGGAGGCAGCAGGGAGGGCACCCUCAGACGGCAGGCGCAGGAGGACGCGUCACUCCAUCACCGGAAUGUCUACAGUGGCAUGAACGAAUCAACCUUGUCCUAUGUUAGGCAGCUGGAGGCAAGAGUAAGACAGCUGGAGGAAGAAAAUCGCAUGCUGCCCCAGGUUGUGUGGAGGAAACUUGGAGAUGCUGCAGGUUCGUGUCCUGGAAUUAGGCAACAUUUAUCAGGAAACCAGUACAAAGGACCCAUGUGAGAAGCCAGCCCUCUUUUUUUCAAACCUGAGAUCACCACUGCCAGAUGGAGAUAAAGGAAGAGAAGAGUGGAUUUCCACAAACCUGGACUCAUGGAAUAAUAUGGAGUGAUUGUACAUUGCACAAAUCUCCCCUCUGAAACCACCCUCAGUACCAUACUUCCCCCAUCAAGCUGAUAUUCUGUGUCUCACUUUAGUGUUCAUGACAAACAAGUUAGCUUUGGGAAAAAAGAGUCACCAUUUUGGUACCACUGUUUUCAUUAGAACAAAAGCAUUUUUAACUCCCCAGAACUGAGAAUUGGGAAACCUGCAUGGUUGGAAAGAGUUGACUCAUAGCAUACAAUGGGUGGGAACUUUCUACCAAGCUGUAUUGGAGAGGUUUGCCAGCUACCCAAAGUUGAGAGUUGGGCACCUUCUUAUACUUCCCUUGAGAAAAGUUCCUGAUGCAUCCUUUAUUUGGAUGCAAAUAGAUUUGAUCUCUGGGGUUUUAUUUUGAUUUGAGGUGCUACGAAGACCACAUCAUUUCUCUUAGCCAGCUAGAAGGGUAGCAAGAGUUUGUAGAGUGCCUAUCAUAGUACCACUUACUUUGAUUGAUCAAAAAAUACCUUUUAAUCUUGAUGAGUUGCUCAUAAAAGCACAUUCUGGGGACAGACCAACCUCUACAUUCAUUCAGUAUAUCAAUUUCAACUAAACAUAAAUUUUUGUAAGUGUUUUGAGCUGUGAGAUGUCAAUUUCUACAAUUUAGUUUCUAGACAUGCUGUAUAUUUAAUAAACUUUAUGUAAACUUUACAAUAUUGCACUGCAUUUAUUGAAAAAAGCUUUCUUUGCCUACCGCAGCUAUCUAGCAUUUUCUGAAACUAACGCAUGUCCUUCAUUAUUAAGGCUAAAAGCUCUUCAGAUUGCUUGAGGUUUGAAACAGAGGUGUGUUAGCUUUGCUUAGUUUAUUUCCUAUUUUUGGUAUAUAUACAUAUAUUAGAAUGUGUAUUGGAAAUGCUACGAUAGGUAUUUGUGUUUAUCUAAAUGCAAUGAUAGUUUCUUGUAUGAAUGUGCAAGAGGCCUGUGACAGAAUGCUACGUUUUUACUGUAGUUCAAGAUUACAAAAGUAGGGAUGCAACAAUUUUUAGGCAUCUUCUAAAUUAUUCAGAUUUGGUUCGUAGCAAAUAUUCAUUGUUUUAAAGUGGGCCCAUUACACAGUGUAUUAAUGCUCAAUGGUGAGAGAAUGUAGAGGGAUUUCAUUAGACUUUAAGAAAGAGCUGUUUUUCAUCAGUUACCCUAUUUUCAGAAAAUAAUUUAUUAUAGAAUUAUUUCUAUCACAAUUGGGUUAGUUUAAGCUGCUUUCUUUUAAAAUGUAUUUUUAAGUAUUACUGUGUUAAAUUGGUUGCUAUAUUUACACCUUCUCUCAUAGAAGUGCUUUUAUCCUUAAAUUGUUGUAUUCCUACACUCGAAAAUGUUUAAAACAAGUUUUUGUGCCUGCAGCUGAACCUGCAGAAGCUAAUACAAGGGACGCUGGUCUUUUGCAAAAUACUUGUGUAAAUUUUGAUACUGUAUUAAAACUAUUUUUUUAAAGUACCACAUAAAAUUGAGUAUUAAGUAUGUGUUCA
Urocitellus parryii (Arctic ground squirrel) is the source of this 3819-nucleotide messenger RNA. RefSeq names its product coiled-coil domain containing 85A (gene Ccdc85a). The record is from RefSeq and is a predicted model, not a curated record. NCBI's taxonomy places the organism in Eukaryota, Metazoa, Chordata, Mammalia, Rodentia, Sciuridae.